UUUACUUUAUAUUUAAAUUAAAUAUUUCUUUUCAUAACUAAAGAAACAUAAAAUAGGCACCUGCGGCAGUAACUUUCUAUAAUUGAUCAAACAACUAGAAUCGGAAAUGGACGAAAAGAAGACUCAUGAAGCAGAAGUUGCAAUAAAUAAUAUUGUUAGGGAAAUUAUCAGAGAAUGCACUAAUAAAGGAGUCAAAGUAUACAGAAACUUUGUCACUUACUACGUAAAAUUAUUAAUUUUGGACCCAAAUUGUGGAAUAACCUUGGACGGAUUAGCUGAAAGAAACGCAGUUCAUAAAUUUGUAGUCCAAUGCUUACAAAAACUUAGUCACCAAGAACACCCUUGUAUAGUAUCAUUGAAAACACAAAUGUACUUCAGCGGAAAUUUUGAAUCUAAAAAAGAAGAAAUUGAUAAACACAAACCCGAAAUGAGAAGCAAACUUCGAUCAGUGGAAAAGGAAAUAAUAAACUUCAAAUACGAAAAUCCUGAAGCAGAACUUAAUGUUAAAGAAUAUACCAAUUUUAUGAAGAAAAUUAUUUAUUACUGUGCUUUACUUUCAGGCCUUGGAGAUCCUACAGAAAAAGAGGUUUUUGAAGAAACCAAAUGUGCCCUCAAAAGCGUUUUCUUUGGGGAUGAUAUUAAAUAUUUUCUGUUACAACCAGAAGAAAUAAAAGAAGACACUUUAUUGGCAUUAACAGACCUUACAACUGGUGUAAGAUUAUUCAACAAAGACUGUCAAAAGGGCGGCAGUAGUAUAGAUGAUUUGCCAAAACUUGUCAAUCAAGCCCUAGAGAUAUCGAAAACUGACGUCGAAGAAACACUGCGUUAUAUCGUAAACAGGGUAAAUUUUCUUACCACGUUAAUUGAUACCGCUUACGAAAGUGUUGUGGAUGAGGUAGGCAAUGAUACUAAAACAGUUAUAGUUAUGGGUUUUGCCACACCUGAAGAUUUGGAAUAUGCAAAAGACUUUCUCGUAUUUUACAGACAAUACGAACUAUAUAUGAGGCAAAUUCUGGAAGAAGUACAAAACGUAGACAGGAAAUUUAAUACAACGGUUGAGAUUUUCAGUAACAUUUUAAAAAAACUUCAUAAUAUAGUAAAAUUUAAAACUAUAGUUCUUACAUCCCUAGUCUACCCAUUUUUCACGGACUUGGCACAAACUUGGUACGAGAUGCAAGGACUAGCCAUUUAUUUGGCAAAUUUAAACAAAAUUAUGUACGAUUUGGGUCGUUUUGAACAAAUUACAUCGUACGACAACGAACGUUUAAGUUAUUUACUGGGUUCUUAUACCACGUUAACAGAUGCUGAGAGAAUUCAGGCAAGCCAAGAAGAAAGUGCUCUGGAUAUAGUCACCCCCUUAGUAACAUUCGUAGAUCCCAACGAUAUCGAAGACAUUGAUACAAUUAAAAUAGAAUUCCUAGGAUUUUGCGCUUGGAAACUUGUGGAGACUGAAGGAGGUUUAAUCCCUGGAAAUCGAAACUUAGGUAUCGCUGAUUAUGAUGGCAAAUAUUAUUCAUUUUCUUCUAGAGACGCUGCAGAAGCAUUUUGCAAAGAUCCAAGAGAUAAUGUUAAUCGAGCUUUACAUCUAGGCAGAAACAAACCGGAAUUAAUAAACUUUUUGCAAAUUUUUGAACAAUUGAUCGCCGUAUACGAUUUUCCCACAUUACUAAAGAAGAAAAUAAAAGCACGAGAAGUCGAUCAAAAGAAGAUACAGACUGACCUACAUCCAUCGUUUGCCAAUUCAGGAAAAUACUUUUGUAGGAACAGGUAUUACUGGAAUGUAUGGGACUGGAAAAGGGAAGCCAUCAUACUUGCUAACAUUUCGACCAAGAUGACUCACUCCACUCAGACAAUUAAAUCAAAUGGAUGGUCAUCAAUAAAGGUCAACACACAUGAGCAAAGAGAUAAAGUUUAUCAAACAAAGAAAGACAAUUACACAAAUGUACCAAAACCGUCCACAUUCAUUUUCGGUUUACGCGGAAGAAAGGAUGAUAAUCAGCACAUAAUAAAAUUAACACGUCCAGUUGAAGAAUAAAUAACAAUUUAAACA
Molecule: messenger RNA, 2050 nt
Organism: Agrilus planipennis (emerald ash borer)
Lineage: Eukaryota; Metazoa; Arthropoda; Insecta; Coleoptera; Buprestidae
Product: cilia- and flagella-associated protein 206-like
Exons: 10
Coding region: 107-2035 (642 amino acids)
Biological process (GO): regulation of cilium beat frequency
Cellular component (GO): axoneme; ciliary basal body
Source: RefSeq, a predicted model, not a curated record